AUGAAUAAUUUAGUUUCUAGACAAAACACCCCCGAUACUUGUCUCGAGGGAAAUUUCUACAAUGGAAAACAUUUUGCAGCCAGGGUGUCAGCCGUUCCUGUUUUGUUUACCCUUUCAGUCGUGGGCUCAUUUUCGCCCUUGGUGGCUGCAUAUUCGAAAAAAUUCAAGUUACCUGAUUGGCUUUUCACUGGAAUAAGGUACUUUGGAAGCGGAGUGAUUAUCGCUACAGGCUUUAUACACUUGAUGGCUGAGGCAGCUGCCGCUUUGAGCAACAAAUGUUUAGGUCCACCAUUUACAGAUUACCCCUUUGCCGAGGGUAUAGCAUUAAUUGCCGUAUUCUUCAUCUUCUUCUUCGAUAUUGUUGCUCAUUACAAAUUGUCCAACAAGGCAAAAGCCAGAAUUGACAACGACAAGCAUGGAAACCUCCCAAUUGGAUUUGAAUCAGUUACUGGAGAAGCAUCAACUAACAUUCAUCAAUCAAGGGAGCCAACAGAGGAGGAGGAUCAAGAGUCCAACGCGUCACGGAAAUCAUCGGACACAGAGAUUAACGAACGUAAUCUUUCGAAACUUGAAAGCUUAUACCAACAAAUAUUGAAUUGUGUUGUUUUAGAAUGUGGUAUUGUUUUGCAUUCUAUUUUUGUUGGUUUAUCUUUGGCUAUAGCAGGAGAUGAAUUCGUAACAUUAUAUAUUGCUAUUGGUUUUCAUCAGCUUUUUGAAGGCUUAGGUCUUGGAACAAGAUUUGCAACCACUCAAUGGCCUAAGGGGAAAAGGUACGUUCCUUGGCUCAUGUCUCUUGCUUACAGCUUGACCACUCCUUUUGCUUGUGGAAUAGGAUUGAUUGUUCGUGAAACAUACCCAGCCGGAUCUAGGACUUCUUUGAUUACCACAGGUACUUUUGAUGCUACGUGUGCUGGAAUUUUGAUUUACAAUAGCAUUGCGGAGUUGAUGGCAUUUGAUUUUAUGUAUUCUGGUGAUUUCAGAGAUAAACCUAUAAAGAAAUUGUUGUUUGCUUAUAUCUAUUUAAGUUUGGGAGCAUUUGCGAUGGCAUUCAUUGGAAAGUGGGCUUAG
Messenger RNA from Lodderomyces parapsilosis, 1068 nucleotides. RefSeq lists its product as uncharacterized. Gene Ontology annotation, biological process: zinc ion import across plasma membrane. Gene Ontology annotation, cellular component: plasma membrane. The coding region runs from base 1 to 1068 and encodes 355 amino acids. The transcript has a single exon. Gene Ontology annotation, molecular function: low-affinity zinc ion transmembrane transporter activity. The record is from RefSeq and is a predicted model, not a curated record. Lineage: Eukaryota; Fungi; Ascomycota; Pichiomycetes; Serinales; Debaryomycetaceae.